CGCAGCGCAGUGUGUUGUGUGCGGUGUGCAGGGGGCGGGGUGCUCUAGGUGUGAUCGGACACAUGAUGAGUGUGAUGUCAGUGCGGGGCGCACCGGGCUCCUGAUCUCUCCUGUAAUGGGCCCUUCUAUACUGAUCCUCGGGAUCAUCCUCUGCUACCAGCCUAUGUCAGCCUCGUCUCAGGAUCUUUCAUAUGUGUCGGAGAUCUAUGCCCAAGGUCCUCAGCGAUUGUCUUUCUACAACUGGUAUGGCAAUGCGCGGCUGUUCCGAUUCCAAGUUCCUUCAGACACGGUCCUGCUCAGAUGGACCCUGAUGGCCACUCGGGGAAAAGGAGCUGGGUGUGAGAACGUGGAGAUCACGGCGCAUUUCCGAUACGGGGCCCCGCCGGUGAUUAACCCUUUGGGCUACAGCUUUGCGGUCAAUACCUCAGUGCCGUUCUCCUAUAACCGGACAUUGAGUUUCCAGGACGCCCUGCAAAGUAGCAUCUACUUAAAUGUUACUAACCCCACCCCUGGCGACUGGUUCAUCGCUGCCCAUCUGCCCAAAGACUCCGAGAAGAUCGAAAUUCAGGGCCUUACAAAAUCCUGUACCUACAUCUUCCAAGCUGAGUUGUUUGUCCUCCGGGAAGUCGACGUGCCAAUUUUAAAUGCCGAUAUCCCCACGCAGCAAGUCCUGGACCCUACAAGAACCUCAUCUAGCUUCAAGCUUUAUGUCCCGGAAUACACCCGAGAGCUACAGCUACAGCUGCUGAAAUGCACCCCCAAUGUGAGUCAGAGCGGGUGCCCGCUGAAGGUCACGAUCGGGUCGAUCGCCCAGCCAGAGGCCUCCCCCCAGCAGGUGAACUGCAGCGGGAGCUCAGAGUGUGGCCUUCUGCUUCCUUCCCCGCCCUGGGAGAAGUGGCUGAAUGUCGUGGUGGAGAUGCCCCAGGAGCUGAAAGCCAACGUGUCCUUCCAACUUCUUUACAACAUUUCAGUCUGUAAACCGGGAGUGAUCGGCUCCAGGUCAAUCCUGUCUUUCCUGAACUCGCUGUCAUCCAACAACACUUUGUUUCAAGAUGGUCAGCUGCCUCCUAGCAAUGCCACUGUCCUGCCUAUUGGGGGCAGCUCCUGCCUGAAGAAAUACCCUGUGAUCCGGGAGGACCUAGAUGUGGUGUCGGUGAGGUUCCAUAUCAUUAACGGCCCCUCAGUGCCAGUGGUUGCUCAACUGCCAAGUGUGGUCAUGCUGAGUAUCGAUUCCGAAAUGGACAAUGGAGGGAUGCUAGUGGUCAAUCUGCAACUAAACCGGACGGGGAAAAGCAGCUCCAACGUCACUGUGGUUGCAUGCCUGAGCACGGCUGCUCCUGUACUUACGCUGAAUACCACUGAGCAUUGCACAACAGCUUUUUCUCAGGGCUAUUCCUACAGAUUGAAUGCAGCUGCCUAUGGAGGGACCUACAAUAUACCGUACCCCGAGACCGGCAGGUGGUACCUCUCCAUGCAAGUCCUGUGUCAGGACAAUGAAAGUGCAUGCCAGCAGCAGGUGGCCACAGUGAUCGUGUCUGCCUACCUCAGCCCCUGCCUGGAUGACUGCGGUCAAUACGGCGAGUGCCGCCUGCUGCGGAGGAACGGGUAUCUGUUUGCCGCCUGCAGCUGCAAAGCUGGCUGGGGUGGCUGGAGUUGUACAGAUGACCGGAAUGCGCUGUCCGUGGCACAACAGUUACUCGCCACAAUGCUGCUGACGCUCAGUAAUCUCAUCUUUAUUCCCACUAUUGCGGUCGCCAUUUACCACCUGUAUUUUGUGGAGGCCGCGGUCUACCUCUACACCAUGUUUUUCUCUACGUUCUAUCACGCCUGCGAUCAGCCCGGAGUGACUGUCAUGUGUAUCAUGGACUACGACACGCUACAGUUCUGCGACUUCUUUGGCUCAGUCGUCGCCAUCUGGGUGACCAUCCUGUGUAUGGCCAGGCUAAGAAAGCCAGUUAAAUAUGUGCUCUUUAUGCUGGGAUCCCUGGUGAUCGCAAUGUCUAUGCAACUUGAUCGGCGAGGAAUUUGGAACAUGUUGGGGCCGUGUCUGUUCGCUUUGAUAAUCCUGAUCAUCGCUUGGACCUGGAGAGGAGUCCGACGUCGCCACUGUUACCCGCCAAGCUGGCAGCGAUGGGUCUUCUUCCUAUUACCCGGAGUGGCCCUGGCCUUGACGGCCAUUUCAGUCUACGUCUUUGCCGAGACCAACGCCAACUACUACUACACCCACAGCCUGUGGCACGUCAUGGUGGCCGCUAGUGUGGCCUUCCUGCUUCCGCCCCGGGAAAGAAACGCAAAAUCGUGGAAGUGGUCGCAAAUGCUGGACUGCAGAUACAAGAUCUGUAAAGAGGACCGGGAGGAGUUGUAUGUGGUCACAUGACCCCUUUUUUUUAAAAAAAAAAUUUUUUUUUUUUUGCUAAAUUCCAAACAUUGACGCCAGUCACUUUAAAUGAGUGCUUUUGCACUUUAAUCACUUUUUUUUUUUCUCUUUUGUGUUUUACUGUAGAGCGGUGCAAAAAUAUAUAAACGGAAAAAAAACCACAACACAGGGACUUAACAUACUUUCUAUUUAAUACGAACUCUGUUGGAAGAAGGCCACUGUCCAGUUUUAUUCUUAACCUCCGUGAGGGAAUAGAGACUGCAAAGUUCUGAUUUUCCAGAUCAACUGGGAAUUUUCUUCUCUGGUUUAUGGAGAUCGGUGCUGGAGAACCUUCUGUGACUCGCACACACCUCCAUACAGAACAAUGUUAUUUAUUUUUUACAUUAGUUUAUUUUUUUUUGCAUUACGUCUUUCUUGUACUUUUCAUGCAAUUUAAAUAUUUUAAGGACCUAAAGCUGAAUUCCAGGGACACGGUUGUAUCCACCAUUGAAACAUUAAAUGGGAGCUGGUUUUCCUGCCAAAGGAUUUGUGAUUCUGUCCAGCAAAUCUUGAGAUUUUAAAGGGAAGUAUGGGGUUUGGGGUUUUUUCCUCCAUCUUACUUGCCUAGGUGGAUCUGUCCCCCCGGUGCCUCUACGCUGAGAACUGAGCGAUCAAACACCGCCGAUGGCUCGGUUCUCACAGUUCCAUGAGUGGAGCAAUUGACUGUCAAUGAGCAUCUCUCUGCUCUGCUCCCCCACGCUCACUGGAGCGCUGAGCUGUGGAGGGGCGGGGAGCAGCCGUCUCAGGCUCUCAGCAGUUCCCUGAGAGGCUGAGAUGGCUAUCAGUCCAGGCACCUGGCGAAUCCCGACUUCCGUUGUUAGGAUGACGCGGUGCCUGGAAUGAUUUCUGUGACGUCAGCAGAGAGCGCACAUCUGUCCGUUCUCUGCUGAAAACGGGUCACAGGAGAGCAGAACAAAUUGCACUCCUGUGACCCACAGGAGAAGGGAGCCCAGCCAAACGAGCUCAGGCUAGACUUCUUUUAAGCCAGGCAAUCCAGACAGCUUUGCUGGGACACCCCCCCCCCCCCUUCACACAGGAACAGAGCCGAGGCUGUACAUUUUCUGGUGCUCCUUCCCCUGUCACCAUUUUUCUCUUGGUGUCAGGAAAACUUGUCAGAAGUGAUUCAUGCUGAUGGCAGAGAAAUGAAG
Molecule: messenger RNA, 3564 nt
Organism: Rana temporaria (common frog)
Lineage: Eukaryota; Metazoa; Chordata; Amphibia; Anura; Ranidae
Gene: PGAP6
Product: post-glycosylphosphatidylinositol attachment to proteins 6
Exons: 13
Coding region: 116-2377 (753 amino acids)
Cellular component (GO): plasma membrane
Source: RefSeq, a predicted model, not a curated record